Molecule: messenger RNA, 1039 nt
Organism: Symbiodinium necroappetens
Lineage: Eukaryota; Dinophyceae; Suessiales; Symbiodiniaceae
Source: the annotation of a GenBank genome assembly
GAUCGCUUUUGAUGGAGACGUGGAUGUUUUGCCCCUCGUCACUGACGGGACCGUUUGGAGGGGGCUCAUUCUCCUUGCAGUCUGGUAUGCUUUGCGACCUGGCCACGUGAGGUUCGAGCUGCUAGACACGGACAAGACCAAGUACUUGAGCUGGGCCACAACAUCGUGGCUUGCCACCGCGGAGCUUGACGAGGAUGAUGAGGAGGAAGAGGCAGCAGCUAGUGCCGCUGGCAAGUCGGAAUGUGCCGCUGGCAACGUCGAUGCGCUUGCCGAGCUGCUUGUUGACGACUAUGCCAGACUCGGCUUCGCACGCGGGUCGCACGUCAACGUCCUGGAGAUAGUCCCUGGCGGCCCCAUUGAAGGGGGGUGCCUUAUCAAAGUCGCCCUCGGCGCCAGCGGCAUUGUCGGCUACCAGGAAAAGGACGGCCUGCGGAGCCGCUUCUGUUCGCUUCUGUACUUCCUGCGUGACCCGUCUCGCCUGAUCUGCCUUCGACUCGUGAGAUCGUCGGAGCUGGGCCGGCUCGCUUGCAACGUGGUGGAUGCGAUGCUGUCGAUAGUUCGCCUGAGCCGGAAGGAUAUCAAGCGGGUUGACACCUACCAGGAUACAUGCCCCAUUCUGGAACGGCUCCACUCCAAGGGCAUUUGGCAAUCGGAGACCUGGUCCGCAGUCGCCUCGAUUAAGUUCUUCGACGGCAGCAUGCUGAGUGCUGUGGGGCUCGGUUCGAACAAGGAGACAAGAGACAGGGCGGUGCACCUGUCCCUGGCGACAGCGCUGACCCUGGAGCUUCUGAAGGGCUGCCCUGCAGACUUGUUGGCGGCUAUGCACCAGGUAAUGCACGAUUUUCCGCUGCUAGCUGCCUUGGUGAAGGAGGCCCGACAGAUCAAAGAGCGCACCGAUGAAGAGCUGCUUCCGCCGCCUCCGCUGCCUCCGACUCCCACGAACGAGGAGUGUUAUGAUUUCGCCAGGCAGUUCAUGGUCUUCCACGAGAACCCGAACCUCUGGUUUAGCGUGGGCCGCAUCGGUGGCGAGAACGACUGA